Molecule: messenger RNA, 3582 nt
Organism: Penicillium diatomitis
Lineage: Eukaryota; Fungi; Ascomycota; Eurotiomycetes; Eurotiales; Aspergillaceae
Product: glycerophosphocholine phosphodiesterase
Exons: 4
Coding region: 1-3582 (1193 amino acids)
Biological process (GO): glycerophospholipid catabolic process
Molecular function (GO): protein binding; glycerophosphocholine phosphodiesterase activity
Source: RefSeq, a predicted model, not a curated record
AUGAAGUUUGGCCGCAAUCUGUCCCAAUUCACUGUGCCUGAAUGGAGUGCCUCGUACAUCAAGUAUAAGGCGUUGAAGAAACUUAUCAAGUCCGCCGCCGAGCAGAUCAAAGCCGGCCAGGAACCCGAUUUAGCCGGUUUCUUCUACUCUCUGGAUCGCAAUGUCGAGGAUGUCGAUUACUUCUACAACAAGAAGUACGCCGAGUAUGCCCGUCGGCUGAAACUGCUGGAGGAUCGCUAUGGCUACUCAAUGGACGGUCGCCAUCGCCUGGAAGUGGAGGAUCGCCACGACCUGCGAGAGGCCCUGCUCGAUCUGCGAUACCAUCUGCGACGCAUACAAUGGUAUGGGGAAGUCAAUCGCCGAGGCUUUGUGAAAAUCACCAAGAAAUUGGACAAAAAAGUCGGCAUACAGGCUCAGAAGCGCUACCUGGAGACCAAGGUCGAUCCCAUGCCUUUUGCGACCAACUUGCGCGCUGUCAAGGCCCAGGAGCGCAUCAAUGGCUGGAUGGCAGUCAUCACAGAACAGUCCAAGGCAGACGAGAAGCGAGCUGACGAUGCCAGCUCGACGCAUUCGUCCCUGUCGCUCAAACGGGGUCCCACGCGACCUUACUUGAAUCUGCCGAGAGAGGUCGUGACAUCAGUGGACGAGGCUUUGCGCAAGGACGACGUUCACGUUUUACUGGAGCUCCUCGAGACUUUGAAAGCUGCUGCCGAGGAUGCAGGCGAAGGCUUGGUUCCCAAGGUGUUGAAGGCACUGAUUCAACGAGCCAUCGUUCACCGCGCUCGCCAGUGCCUGUCCGCUCUCUUGCCUCAAGUUGACACCCUGGACGAGGACGAUGACAUCAACCGGCGAAGCUGCCUCCACCGUCUGGUCAUCUCGAUGGGGCGGGUUCAGUCGACCGGUGAUUCGGAGCCCACCGCGUCUUUGGUCCUUGAUUUCCCUCCCGAGACCAGUCGAUACAUCACGCCCGCAGCGCCCCCAACCCUCCAACCUCCACGAUCGGUGCUCAGGGAAGCCGAUUUGUCCCAGCAGCUUGGACGUGCGGAGCCGGCGGUCAACCUCCUCCAACACUUACUUGACGUAAUGCGCCCCGACCAGCGGCGGUCAUUGCUCGCAAAAGAUCUUUCGGGUCGCACUCCCCUUCAUUACGCCGCUCAGUAUGGUUUCAAAGAUGUCUGCGAGGUGAUCAUCGAGCGUUUGAAAGCGUGGGACAUGUUUGACGUGAGCGAGGGUAUUGACGGUACUCCAUGGCAAGACAACGACGGCUGGGCUCCAUUGCACUUGAGUGUGGUGGGUGGUCACCCGAUGACCACCCGCUAUCUCUUGGAAGCUGAGAAUUGGAAAGAAACCCACGCUGCGGGGAAUCGAGUGCGCAAGCAAUGUCCCAAAUCCUCUGCCGUACUUGCACUGGCCACCAAGGCCAACUUUGUGGAUAUUGUGCAGUUGCUGGUCAACGCCGGGGUCGAUAUCAAUUAUCAGGACGAACAGGGAGAGACCGCCUUGCACGUUGCCGCUCGUUUUGGUCACGAUGAAUGUGCCCGCAUUCUGUUGGAGGGCAGCGAAGACCAAAAAGCUGACACAGAGCUGGCCGAGAACACCUAUGCUUGGACACCGCUCUUCAUUGCCUGCGUCGACGGGUCUUUGAGUGUGGCCAAACUGCUCGUCGAAGCGGGCGCUGAUGUGGAGCGUUUUGAUUCUUCCGGGUGGACAGCUAAGGAACAUGCUGCUCUGCGAGGACACUUGGCUAUCGCUCGGUCUCUUGCUCAAGUGAGCCCCGGUCUCCCCACCCGCGAGCCCGAACCCAUCUCAGUUCCCCCCGAACGGUCGCCCCCAGCAUCCUCAUCGCCUCCAAGCCAGUCAUCCUUGACCGAUCGUCGGUCCAACACUCCCGGCCCAACGUCGGGCAACAAUUUUCGAAAUGCCGAGCCCAUCAAAUCCUUCGGCCAUCGCUAUCUCACUGAUGAGACCAUGGUCCUGGUCAGUCUGGGUACAAUGGAUAUGCGCAAGCCACUGGAGACCGUGAGCCUGGAUCAAAUUCCAAUGGAAAACGCCCAUGCCACGCAGUUGGACACCGCGCUUUCCAUGGUGAUUACCGCCAGCGGUGCUCAUGGCGAGCCCGAAGUCAUUGACCUGCCCGUUCAGGAGAACAUCUCCACCGAGCCGAUCGUGUUUCACACGACCGAUGUGAGCAAGGUCCGGCUCCUCUUUGAUUUGGUCCCCACAUACUCGGGAUCAAAGGACCAAAUCGUCGGCCGUGGUGUUGCCCUUCUCUCCAGCGUCAAGCCUGAAGUUAGUUCUCAUCGGAUCACGCUCAAGGGUGAUUCCACUAUUCCCAUUGUUGCUGCCAGCACUUUGGAAGUGAUUGGGUCGGUGACAUUCAACUUUUUGAUCAUCACUCCUUUCAAGCAUCCCAAUAUGUCCAUUACUGGCAAUCAGACCUACUGGCGAUCCAUGAGCUCCACUAUGGUCAUUGGUCAUCGAGGUCUCGGCAAGAACAUGGCCAGUCGUAAAUCGCUCCAGCUGGGUGAGAAUACGAUUCAGUCAUUCAUCGCCGCCGCUAAUUUGGGUGCCUCUUACGUCGAAUUUGACGUUCAACUUACCAAAGACCACGUCCCUGUCAUCUAUCACGACUUUUUGGUCAGCGAGACCGGCAUCGAUGCUCCGGUGCACACACUCACCCUCGACCAAUUCUUGGAACUAGGCAAGAGCCGUCAGCGAACAGUACUUCCCCGUGGUAUUGAUGUGCAAGGAGCGUCGACCCUUGGCGCGCGUCCACGUUCUAUGUCGGUUGGAGGAUCCGAGUACGACCCGGCAGAGUUGACCGAGAAGAUCAAGCACACACGUGAUUUCAAAAAGAAGGGCUUCAAGGGCAACACUCGUGGAGAACACAUCCAGGCGCCGUUUGCCACCCUUGAGGAACUUUUCAAGAAGAUCCCGAACCCUGUGGGUUUCAAUAUUGAGUUGAAGUAUCCGAUGCUCCAUGAGAGCGAGGAAGAGGAAAUGGACAGUUACGCUGUCGAGUUGAACUCCUUCGUGGACACCAUCCUCACCAAGGUCUAUGAUCUCGGCCGUGGAAGGGAUGUUCUAUUUUCGAGCUUCAAUCCGGACAUUUGUCUUUUGUUGUCAUUCAAGCAGCCCUCGAUUCCCGUUCUCUUCUUGACUGAUGCCGGUGCCUCUCCUGUCGGCGACAUUCGCGCCAGCAGUCUUCAGGAGGCCAUUCGUUUCGCGUCUCGAUGGAACCUCCUGGGAAUCGUCUCUCAGGCUGAACCUUUGGUGCUUUGCCCACGUCUUGUUCGUAUUGUCAAGGAAUCCGGCCUGGUAUGUGUUUCCUACGGUACACUCAACAACGACGGGGCCAAUGUCGAUUACCAAGUUGCGGAAGGGAUUGACGCCGUCAUUGUCGAUUCUGUCCUCGGCAUCACCAACGGGCUUAUCCAGCGCCAAAAUAAGGGCGAACGGACACCGGGACCUUCUCCGAUCCCGGCACCCGUCGCUGAUAAGUCCGCCAUUCGGGUUCCUGUUCUUGAACAGGUCAAGCCGAACGAGAAUAUUCCCGACCCAAGCCCCUCGGCCAACAUGUAG